AUGGCUGAGACAUCGAAGAAGCUAGCAAAAGUAGAACAUUUCCAACUCAUACUCUACAAGCGCAUACUCAGGAAAGAAUAUUUUGGUACUUUUAGAUUACAUUAUGGUUUACCGAGCGAAAUGCGCGCUAUAGGAGAUCAGUAUGUCAAGGAUGAGUUCCGAAGACACAAAAAUAUUUCGCAGGAUCAGGCUCUAAUAUUUUUAAAGGGAUGGACGGUUUUGUAUUUCACUCAGGAUUACUGCACUACUCUGUCGAAGCAAUUAUCUUGCAAGAAUAUUUCGAGCGGUACAAUAGGAGCGAAAUUGGAUCCUACAUUACUGGACUGCUUACAGCAUGACCAACUUUUGCAGCUUUACAGAUUGAAGGUGGAAACGCAGAAAUUCAACAAAAACUCUUGA
Messenger RNA from Thelazia callipaeda (thelaziosis nematode), 399 nucleotides. NCBI's taxonomy places the organism in Eukaryota, Metazoa, Nematoda, Chromadorea, Rhabditida, Thelaziidae. The record is from the annotation of a GenBank genome assembly.